Papaver somniferum (opium poppy) is the source of this 516-nucleotide messenger RNA. Its product is annotated as ATP-dependent DNA helicase PIF1-like. The transcript has a single exon. The record is from RefSeq and is a predicted model, not a curated record. Lineage: Eukaryota; Viridiplantae; Streptophyta; Magnoliopsida; Ranunculales; Papaveraceae. The coding region runs from base 1 to 516 and encodes 171 amino acids.
AUGUAUUUAGCUGCAGACAAACUGAAUGCCGAUGAAAGGGGCAUUAUACCAAAUUACAGUAGUGAAUGUUUGCAGAAUUUGAGUCCACCUGGAAUGCCUUUAUUCAAGCUACAACUUAAAGUUGGUUGUCCAGUUAUUCUAAUGAGAAAUCUCACCCCGUCAGAAGGUCUUUGUAAUAGCACAAGGUUGUUGGUUACUAAAUGUGGUAAACAUGUACUUCAAGCAAAAAUUCUAACAGGGGACGAGGUAUUACUGCCAAGAAUAAUGUUUCAACCAUCAGUUACAGAACUGAGUAUAAAUAUGACAAGACGCCAGUUUCCUGUCCGGCUAGCAUAUGCAAUGACAAUUGACAAAUCACAAGGUCAGUCUGUAAAGUACGUUGGGAUCGAUUUACGAACUCCUGUGUUCAGCCAUGGACAACUAUAUGUUGCUUUAUCGAGGUGCACUGCGGCAAAUAGAAUAAAGGUGCUUCUGGAAAAUGGAAUGGACAAUCUGGAGACAACUAACAUUGUGUAA